Molecule: messenger RNA, 1441 nt
Organism: Humulus lupulus (European hop)
Lineage: Eukaryota; Viridiplantae; Streptophyta; Magnoliopsida; Rosales; Cannabaceae
Product: MMS19 nucleotide excision repair protein homolog
Exons: 3
Coding region: 308-1276 (322 amino acids)
Biological process (GO): iron-sulfur cluster assembly
Cellular component (GO): cytosolic [4Fe-4S] assembly targeting complex
Source: RefSeq, a predicted model, not a curated record
AACUGCUUCUAUAUGGAAUCUUUGAAGCUGUUGAUGGAGAGAAGGAUCCUCAUUGCUUGUUGCUAGCAUUUGACAUCAUUCGUGCACUGAUUCAACUAUUUCCAAAUCCUAAUGGGCUGCUAGAAAAUUUUUCUGGAGAGCUUUUUGAUACUUUGAGCAGUUACUUUCCCAUUCAUUUUACUCAUGUAUGCAAACCUUACCCUCACUAUACAUGCGAAUUUAUUAUUUAUUUAUUGAAAAAAAAUUCUAAGCAAGUUUUUCCCUUUUGGUUUGCUUUUGUUUCUUUGGUUAGUAUUCAGAUCAUGCGAUGAAUGCUAUCAUUGAUUAUGAUGUGCUAUCCUUUUUGUUUUUGUACUUCUUUUCACAUGUUUUUCUUCUUAACGUUAUCCAACCAAAAGGAGAGGACACUGAUGUCAAAAGAGAUGAUCUUGCAAGGGCUCUAAUGGUAGCUUUCUCAUCAACACCUCUUCUUGAGCCAUAUGUCAUUCCCUUGCUUCUUGAAAAACUCUCUUCUUCUCUGCCAUCAUCAAAGGUUGAUUCUUUAAAGUAUCUGAGCUAUUUCUCAUUAAAGUAUGGAGCAGACAGGAUGGUCAAACAUGCUGGAGCUAUUUGGAGUUCAAUUAAAAGUGAAAUGAGUACUUCAGUAAAAGAGCCUACUGAAGCUGUUACAUCAGAAUCAAUAAAUGGUCUUGGGUUUCAGGAAAAUGAAAUUGCAGCAGAAUCUUUAGUGCUUCUGGGAAAAGUUGUCUUGCAAAAUAACGAUUUAUAUUUAAGUUUGAUUCUGGAUGAUGAAGACAUUAGUAGAAUUUUCAACAUCAUCACAAGUUAUAGGAGUUACAAUAAUAUCCCAUUGGAAGGUAAAGAAAGGCUACAUGUUGUUGGUCGUAUCCUAUAUAUUACCUCAAGAACUUCCAUUGUUUCCUGUAAUAGAGUGCUUGAAACUUUUUUUCCCUGCUUGGUGGAGAUUCUGGAAAGAAAUUCAUCUAGGGAUCACUUCCUAAAUUUUGGAGCUCUCUAUCUCUGUGUGGAACUCCUUGAUGCAUGUAGAGAUUUGAUUGUAGACUCUGGAGAACUUGCUUCUAACUCUAUUUCAACUCACGAGGCAUGUUGUUGCAUCAUUCAGAACUGUUUUGAUUCACUAAUUCAUAUUCUCAGCUCUACCCUUAUUGCAACUGCUAAUGAAGCUGUUCAUGAUGUCGAUAUUUACUUUAGAGGUAAUUGGUUUUAUUUAAAGUACAUAUUUUGUCUGGUUAAACAAGUCACUGUUUUGAUAUGAUAAUGUCGUUUCUUGGCCCUUCUUUAGUAGCCCAUUUUUUGUUUGUUUGUUUUUGCUUUGGAGAAAAUAUAAUUUGCACUUCAGUACUAUUUUUCUAUAAGUAAUUUUAGAACCAAUGUCAUGAGAGUUACAAAGUAAACUUUUGUAAUUCCUAGUAUUUUUUUU